Messenger RNA from Galeopterus variegatus (Sunda flying lemur), 1230 nucleotides. Its product is annotated as cytohesin-3-like. Bases 130 to 828 code for a protein of 232 amino acids. Lineage: Eukaryota; Metazoa; Chordata; Mammalia; Dermoptera; Cynocephalidae. Gene Ontology annotation, biological process: regulation of ARF protein signal transduction. The record is from RefSeq and is a predicted model, not a curated record. The transcript is spliced from 9 exons. Gene Ontology annotation, molecular function: guanyl-nucleotide exchange factor activity.
GAAUUUAAUAUUAAAGUUCUUCAGGCUUUUGUCGAACUCCAUGAGUUUGCUGAUCUCAACCUUGUGCAAGCCUUACGGCAGUUCUUGUGGAGCUUCAGACUUCCAGGGGAGGCUCAGAAAAUUGAUCGCAUGAUGGAGGCUUUUGCUUCACGCUACUGCCUGUGCAACCCUGGGGUUUUCCAGUCCACAGACACAUGCUACGUGCUGUCAUUUGCGAUCAUCAUGCUCAACACCAGCCUACACAACCACAAUGUGCGUGACAAGCCCACAGCAGAGCGGUUCAUAAGCAUGAACCGCGGCAUCAACGAGGGAGGGGACCUCCCUGAGGAGCUGCUGAGGAAUUUAUAUGAAAGUAUUAAGAAUGAACCAUUUAAAAUCCCAGAGGACGAUGGGAAUGACCUGACACACACGUUCUUCAACCCUGACCGGGAAGGCUGGCUCCUGAAGCUGGGAGGGCGUGUGAAGACCUGGAAGCGGCGGUGGUUCAUCCUGACAGACAACUGCCUCUACUACUUUGAAUACACGACAGAUAAAGAGCCCAGAGGGAUCAUCCCGCUGGAAAACCUCAGCAUACGGGAGGUGGAAGACCCGCGGAAACCUAACUGUUUUGAGCUCUAUAACCCAAGCCACAAAGGGCAGGUCAUCAAAGCCUGUAAAACAGAAGCCGACGGCAGAGUGGUGGAGGGGAACCACGUGGUGUACCGGAUCUCGGCCCCCAGCCCCGAGGAGAAGGAGGAGUGGAUGAAAUCCAUCAAAGCAAGUAUCAGUAGGGAUCCUUUCUAUGACAUGUUGGCAACGAGGAAAAGAAGGAUUGCCAAUAAGAAAUAGAGCUUUCCUGCUUGAACAGCCUUGGGCUGGGGUCUGCGACUGUCCCGGAGCUCACGGUGGGAGAAGUCAAAACCUGCGCGCGCCCGGUUUCAUCAGUGGCAGCGCCUGGUGGCUCAGCCCGGAAAACCUGUGCCACAGAUGCGGGACUCACUUUCCGCAGACAGAGCCUCGUUCCUACCGGUCCCAGCCAUGCGCCCACUCGUGGUGGGGUUAUCCAUUCUAGAAGCCACUGUGUCGUAUCACAACACGAAAGGAAAAGCUACCAGUUUUUUAUUCAGAUUUUUUUUCUCAGAUAUAUAGGAUUAUAGCUUUUAUAUGCCUUUUUAUAUUCUGAAAUUAUAACAAAAGAUACUUUCUAACAGUAGUAUUUUUAGAAUGGCAGCUAUAAAUUUAACUCCUGGA